CUGAAAUCAUAACAAAAAGUACAAAUGUUUUUACUAUUUCUUAAUAGACUGUGUAUUUUGUUAAUUCGGAUAGGAAAAAAUAAAAUUACUUUAUAAUUAUCUAAUAGGUUUUUGAGAUUAUUUACGUAGUUUCACCAUGCAGUUCAUUUGUAUCUACUGAGUGUUUAAUAUGUAAAGUGAAUUUAUAGCAAUUUGUGCCAAUUACUAUCAAUUUAUUGCGUUUGUGGGGUGUUGUGUAGUCGUGGGUAGUGGUCACAUGGAUGGUGAUGGCAGGAAGCGGAUGGCGAAGGAGCGCGGGUCGCCUGCGCACUCUACGCGUUCUGCUCAGAGACACGAACCGCGCCCUGCGAGAUGUGAGAGACGUGUUGAAUUGUGAUCCGGAUGUAUCAUCAACUGUAGAAGACAUAACUGAACAAUGUUCCCGCCCUACUGCGCUGGUUAUUUUGGGAACCAGUCCCGAUGCAAAGGCUCGUCUUGUGCACUGCAUUCUUGGAAGGCGGCUGCUGCCCGACCCACUUCCUAGAGGAUGUCGCUGGUUACGCAUUCAGUAUGGUUCGAGUACCCAAGUGCACCUCACGCUAGGGACAAGUGAGUUCGAGCUGGUGGAAGAAUUGGAGUGCAAUCGACAGCCAUGGGACACGUUGCCUUUGCAGGAUAUUCUUCGCCAAGACAGUAACGACCUCACAACGAUGCUUGAAAUCGAACUGAACAAUUCCUUCCUCAAAGAUGGUCUUCGAAUAAUCAUUCCGCCGGACCUUGAAACCGAUUCUGGCCAAACAUCCUUACACGGUUUAAAAGAGCUCUACUCAGAUUUUUAUCAAAAACGGGACAGCAUUUUACGGAAUUACUCCCCGAUAUAUCUCUACGCGCUGGACCGCUAUGGAAGGAAUAUCUUCAACGAACCAAUUAAUAAAAUGUCGGUUUCAAGAAGCGACGAGGAUUUUUGGGCGACCUUUGAUUUGUAUAAUGUCACGAAAGUUGAUAUAGUCAAGAAAAUGUAUCCCGUUGUUUGGAAGGAGAGCUGUGAACCGGCGGUUUUUAGUGCUGAGAACUGUCUCGAUCUCCAUCAAAUAAAGGAAAUUAAUCCCAGAUCUCAGGUCCUUUUCGUGCUUUUCUCUGACAGUCUGAGUGAAGACCGGCGAAUGGAAGUGAAUGAAGCGACUGAGUCGACUGAAUCGCCGUAUAGGAGUGAAGAAUUGCCUGAGUCUGACAGAGAUCUUUUGAAAGAUGGAGUUGCUGCCACAAAGUCUUUGGAUCGGAAAGCUUUAGAAAUCCGAUCUCAAGAAGAAAAGACAGCGUUCUUGAACGAGUUGCUUGAUCAGUGGGAAGUUGCUUCAAUCUCUGCAAAGCAUCGCGCAAAAUCUCAAUGGCUGAUUUUAGACGACUCAGAUAUUUUUAAGAACAUAGAUAAGACGGAAGUUCAGCGUAAGAAAGACCCAGUCGCACGUACAGUUAAAAGCAGAACUGUAUUGAUAAAUAAUGUACUGAAGUUCGCGACUGAUUGCGUACAAAACUGCAUAUUGGAACACUUCUCGGUUCUAAGUGAAAUACAUGUAAAGGUACUUCAAGAGUUGAUAUUGUCUUCGUUUGACCUGGCGAGAGAGUUACAGGUGGUGCCUAAAAAGAUACAGUAUGUUGCCAAACAGGAACAGUAUUUGUAUGAAACUAUAAAUGCUAAGUUCUCAGAGGGUGACAAGAAACAGGAAUUGGUGCAGAUAAUGCAAGAAGUAUUACAGGAGAUGAAAUAUGAAAUACACAAUAUGGAUUGGAGUGUUGAUGAUCUCCCGUGCCAUCAAGACAGGCAAUUUAUGAUCUCGAAUUCAUGUUUCUACACACCCAGAAAAACUCCGAAUAAAGCAAUACGACUGAACCAAAUCAAUCGGCCACAAAGUAGUACUAGAAAUGAAAACGAUUUCGAUGAAGCAGAUUCGUGCCAUUUGGUGGACGAAGACAAUGUGAGUUUGUCGGAUGGUGAAGAAGCGCUGUCGUACGAUAGUUUUAACAUCGAUGAUUACGAUAUUGUGAUGUCUAAUGAGGAAAGCUUUGGAGCUAGUCAGAGUUAUAUAGAUUAUUUUAAGAGUACAAGAGAGCCUCUCAGCGGUACAAUCCCGAUCGAAAGUGAAUCCCUCCCGCUUUCUCCAAGUUUUAGUGGACGAAGCACGGUAUCUACUUGCUCUAACACCACCUUAUCCACCAAGCAGGCUUCGCUUGACGUGCAAAGGACAGUCUUGUCAAAACUAAGUCACAAGAUAAGUGUGAAGCUAGUCAAGUUUGUAGAUUGCCUCAAAGACACUUACUUCGGAACCUUGCAGAGAUGUCUAGAAUCGUUGGAGUCGUGUUGUCGUGAAGAGCUAGGCGGUCGUCCGGCGAGUGAAGCGAUGCGGCAAGUGGUGUCUGCGGCGGAUCGGAUCGACUUGCAGCCUUGCGCGUCCUUCUCCCUACUGAGAAGCUUAUUGGACUCUAUUAGAAGACUGUUCUAUAGAUUGCGAGUAGUGACUGGCGAAGCCGAAUCCGCUUGCUGUGCGCUCAGUCCAAUUUGGCGAAGGCAGGUGGCGCUAUACACACUUGCGUCCCUCUCCACGCAUAAGCUCGCUCGCCUCAUCUCCGAACAGAUCGUGGAACGUUUGAGCGUAGCUCAUGGGCGAUACCAAGCGGCGCUGACGUCACUGGACACUGCGCUUACUGCACGUCUGCAUAAUACUGAAGACGUCAAACUCACCAUUAGAAAGAAGUACGCUCCGCUCUUCGCCCGGUUGUGUCUAGAGAGUACAUCAAUGUGUGAUCUACUGAUGUAUGGCGUACCGGACCUAGGCCGAGAAAUCGGUCGAGGUCAGUACGGUGUGGUAUACGCAGUGCGUGGCUCAUGGGCGGGAGCGACGCCUGUGGCCGCUAAGUCUGUAUUGCCUGCCGACGAUAGGCACUACUACGAACUAGCUAUGGAGUUUUUCUAUACCAGGAGCAUCCCGUCCCACCCGCGUAUAGUCCGCCUACUCGGGUCCUUGGUACAGCGUGGCGGUGGCGGAUGUGUUAGCGUCACAUUGGUCUCAGAGAGAUGGGCUCGCGACCUUCACACUGCCGUAAGAGCUGGACUCAGUUUCGCCCAAAGGAUGAAAGUCAGCUGUGAUAUUGUUGAAGGCAUCCGAUAUCUUCAUUCCCUAGGCCUAGUCCAUCGAGAUAUUAAACUCAAGAAUGUCCUCUUGAACAAUGAGAAUAGGGCAGCAUUAUCUGAUCUGGGCUUCUGUGCGGCUGGAGCGCUGGUAUCAGGGUCUUUGGUGGGCACACCAGUACAUAUGGCACCAGAACUGCUGGCCGGAAGAUAUCAGAGUGCAGUCGACGUGUAUGCCUUUGGAAUACUCUUCUGGUAUCUCUGUGCUGGAAGUAUCCGCUUGCCGGCUGCAUUUGAGAGCUUCCAGAACAAGGAACAGCUAUGGAGUAAGGUAAAACGAGGUCUUCGACCGGAACGCUUACCCCAGUUUUCAGACGAGUGUUGGGACAUAAUGCAGUCCUGUUGGGCCACAGAGCCUUGCCAAAGAGCCUUAUUAGGUGAUAUCCAACCGCGUCUAGAGGCAGUAUUACGCACUGCUCUUAUUGAAGAUCAACCCGGACCAAUAUUCACACAACGGACCAGUCUUUCAGAAGACGACAGUCUUAAUAUGACAGGGCUGGAUGAUUGACAGCACUUGUUUACUGAACUUUUUUGAACUGUUGGUUAAAUCUAAAAUAAAAAAAACAUUUCAAUUGAAAGCUUUUGGCAAAUGUUUUUGGCGUUAAGUGGAUUAUAGCUAGCGUCACCAUGGUUACGAUAUUCAUAUAAAUAUAGUACUCACGGAAACAAACAUUUAAACCAUGUUUUAUAAGAAAGUUUGUAUCGAUUUUUAUCGAAAUUGCGUUUUAUUUGUAAGCUGUUUGAAACUUUUUUAAAAAGACAUUAAGGCGCUUAUAAUAUUACAAUGGAUUUGAGUUGGGGUUAGAUUAGGGAUGAUUUUGAUUACAAUCAAGCGAAACGCGACACGAUUGUAUUAUUUCCUUAUAUAUUAAGUGUUUGAUACCACAUCUUUCAUUUCGUGGUGCAUAAGCCCAAUAUUAUGCCAUCACCGCCCAACAGUAAACUUAGCAACCCCAAUUCUCUAUAAUAAGAGAAAAAAAUAAUCCGACAAUUUUCUUCAAAAAUCUUGUAUUGUUAUUUUUAGAUUAAAUUUUUACACAACUUUCAAAUGAAAUUAUUGUUUGCUUCACAAGAUCACUACGAUUAGCAUGAUGUGUGAUAGAUUUUCUAUGUAUCAGUAAAAAGUAUGUAAUAUGAAAAAAAAGGUUGCGUGUAGUUAUGUACGCGCGUAAGAAGUUAUACUGCUUUGGCAUUAUUAAAAAUAGUUUUUGAUUGCAUGCAAAUGAUUAAUUACAAUUAAAUAA
Messenger RNA from Pieris napi, 4410 nucleotides. Its product is annotated as dual serine/threonine and tyrosine protein kinase-like. The coding region runs from base 261 to 3674 and encodes 1137 amino acids. Gene Ontology annotation, biological process: protein phosphorylation. The record is from RefSeq and is a predicted model, not a curated record. Gene Ontology annotation, molecular function: ATP binding; protein kinase activity. The transcript has 22 exons. Lineage: Eukaryota; Metazoa; Arthropoda; Insecta; Lepidoptera; Pieridae.